This is a messenger RNA of Tinamus guttatus (white-throated tinamou), 941 nucleotides long. The record is from RefSeq and is a predicted model, not a curated record. NCBI's taxonomy places the organism in Eukaryota, Metazoa, Chordata, Aves, Tinamiformes, Tinamidae.
UUUCUCUGUAAGGUUGGCAGUGAAGUAGAAAUCCUGAAUUUGCAAGUGUGUGCUCUGUUUAAAGAGCUUCAGGAGGCCCAUGGGAAGUUAAAAGAAGCAGAAAUGAUUCAGAAGAAGCUUCAAGAAAAAUGCCAAGUACUCGAAAGGAAAAACUCUGCUGCUGCAUUAGAACUGGAUGAGAAGCAGCAGCUAAUAUACACUGCCAAGAAGCUGGAACUUCAAGUGGAGAGCAUGCAGGCAGAGGUCAAACUGGAACAAGCCAAGACACUGGAAGAAAAGGCAAAAUUUAGUGGCUUGCAGGAUGCAUACGACAAACUCCUCUCUGAACUCACUGAGGCGAUGACAACAAUUGAUGACAUGAAACUCAAAGAGCUGGACUACGUGGAUAAAGCUGCUUUCAAAGAACUUUCUGCAAAGGUGGAACUGGCAGAACAAGCCCUCGCUGCAAAGCAGCUCAAGAUGGAUGAAAUGAAGCAAGUAAUUGCGAAGCAAGAGGAAGACUUGGAAACCAUGGCCGUGCUCCGUGCUCAGAUGGAGGUGUAUUGUUCUGAUUUCCACGCCGAGAGGGCAGCAAGAGAGAAGAUCCAUGAGGAGAAGGAGCAGCUGGCCCUCCAGCUGGCCUACAUGCUGAAAGAGCAGCAAAACCUUGAAGAUCUCAGCCGAAGCAAUUUGGUAGAGAUGCAGAACCGCCAUGGAGCCAGGGCAGCAGGAGAUCGGGAACAUUCACCUCAUCUUGUUCAAAGAGGAACUGGUAGUCAAGACUGGUCACAGCAGCGGAAUGUCUCUGUGUAUUCAUGUCCCAAAUGUGAAGAAAUUCUCCCUGAUUUGGACACGCUGCAGAUUCAUGUUAUGGACUGCAUUAAUUGAGUGAUGCCCUCCGAUUCCUCAUAUACUGGAAUUUCACCUGCCAAACAAAUACAUUUUUCUUUCUGCUAUAGUAA